Messenger RNA from Salmo salar (Atlantic salmon), 1351 nucleotides. It is a transcript of the gene rpl13, whose product is annotated as ribosomal protein L13. NCBI's taxonomy places the organism in Eukaryota, Metazoa, Chordata, Actinopteri, Salmoniformes, Salmonidae. Gene Ontology annotation, molecular function: structural constituent of ribosome; RNA binding. The record is from RefSeq and is marked provisional. Gene Ontology annotation, biological process: translation. Gene Ontology annotation, cellular component: cytosolic large ribosomal subunit; ribosome.
CCAUUUUCCGCCUCAGACGGGAAGUAGGCAACCAUGGCACCCAGCCGGAAUGGCAUGCUUUUGAACCCACACUUCCACAAAGACUGGCAGACGAGGGUGCGCACCUGGUUCAACCAGCCCGCAAGGAAGACUCGCAGGCGAAAGGCCCGUCAGAUCAAGGCUCGUCGUAUUGCGCCACGUCCUGUGGCCGGACCCCUCAGGCCUCAAGUCAGGUGUCCCACCAUCAGGUAUCACACCAAGGUGCGUGCCGGACGUGGCUUCACCCUGGAGGAGCUCAAGGCCGCCGGUAUCCACAAGAAGACAGCCCGCACCAUUGGCAUCUCAGUUGACACCCGCCGUCGCAACAGGUCAUCGGAGUCCCUGCAGGCCAAUGUACAGCGCCUGAAAGAGUAUCGCUCCAAGCUCAUCCUCUUCCCCAGGAAGGCCUCCGCACCCAAGAAGGGAGACAGCACUGAGGAGGAACUCAAGAUGGCCACGCAGCUCUCUGGCGCUGUCAUGCCCAUCAAGAAUGUGCACAAGAAGGAGAAGGCCAGGGUGAUUUCUGAGGAUGAAAAGAACUUCAAGGCUUUCGCCAGCCUGCGUAUGGCCCGUGCCAAUGCUCGUCUCUUCGGCAUCCGUGCCAAGAGGGCGAAGGAGGCGGAAGCUGAGAGUAUUGACAAGAAGAAAUAACCGUUCCUUUCUAUGGAACUUUCAAAAAUAAAAACGUGUACAACUUCACUGGUCAUUUUUCAAUAUGAAGGGUCAUGUUUGUUACUGUCUUGUAAUGUUAAUUUUUUAUUGCAGUUGUGGAGACAUUUCUGUUCAAUGGUGUUAAACACUCAACUUUGGUACGUUUGAAAAAUAUAUUUUCAUGCUUUAGUAUUUCAAUUCACAUUUGAUGGAUUAUAGAAAUACAGGCAUCAAUGCUAAUGUUAAAUAGUGUUUACUGUGUUGCCCAAGAGACCAAUGGAUGGAAUUUCUUGCCCAGUCACUACCAGCAAGUGGCAGCUGUAUUACAUUGACAAUUCCUCACUCUGGCAUUUUCAAAUUGUAUGUGGAAACCAGUCUCCUGAAUGUGAAGUACACACUAUGGAAGUGACAUUUUCAAGGAAGUGGUCUUAACAUUUGUAGGCUUUUUGAAUCGUCUUCAGCGUGUCAAAUGUAGCACAAUGGUCCUCGAGCCAAAAAAAUUCGUAAGGCACCUGGCAGAAGUAAAUUCAUCCGUAAACUAUAAUUUAUCUUACAAUGUACUGCUCUUCAUUAAUGUCAUAACCCCAUUCAAAAGGUUAGGGGAUGCAAAGCAGAAGUGUUUGCUUUCAAGGGGUUUUUGUUUAGCAUACUUUGAAUUCCUAAAUAUUAAAUGGCUUCUUUC